UACGACUCCAAUACUUGGUCGACGGUGAUUUGGACAAGUUUUCUGACAGUGUUUGGGCCAUUGCCAAACUAUCACAACACACUGAACAAAUAACAUUCCUUGUGGAGUCUCUACGAGAAGAGGCUGGAGAUACAUUUCUGCAAUUGAACACCAAUUUAUGUAUCUAUGCUUUCAAUUUGGACAAAGGUUGUUUAGAACAAGCUGUUGCAGAUAAAGAUAUGGAGUUGAUUCUUUGCCGAAAUGUAGCACUUUCCAAAACCAGCCAAAUGAUCAUGAAUCUUUAUGAUGGUCUCAGUCAAAAACUUGCUAAACUGUCAGGACUCACAGCUUUUGCUCUUGAUCCUAGUGAAGAAAAUUUUGAGAUUGUCUACUCAAUAUUCCAUUCUAAUAAUAAUAACUCUAAUUCAUCUUCGUUGGGUGGCAGUAGCAGCCAUCACAAUGAUAUUGAUGGUAGCAGCCCUAAUAAGUAUGUCAACAAACUUACUAACAUGCUUGAUGGCUUGCAUGUAAGUCCAACGAAAGAGGUGAAAAAAUCCAAAGAGAAACAACGGACACAACGCAACCGGCACUCUAUGUCCCAUCGUACUGUUGACAAUGUGGAAUACUGCAAUUUGUCUGUGAAUCCAGCCAAUCUAUAUGAAAUAGAACGACUGCUCAAUAAUAUAUGUCCGUUUCACCUGGAUAUAGAAAUGUCAUUUAGUGAUUUGCAUGCCAUGUGUAUGGAACAUCUGACACAACAUCAAGAAAUGUUAAUGGUUCUUCAUGAAGAAAGCACUGAUGAAUGUAGUGAAUUUUCUAACUUUGAUGAAGAGCAGCCCCUCUCUGAAGCAGCAGUUCAGAAUAAUGAAAUGGCUGCCUUUACUGAACAAUGUUCUCAAGAAAAUGUAAACUCUAAUGUAAUUUUUUCAUCACCUCCUUCACAACCACAUACAGCAACAGCUUCAGUAACAACAGCAGCUUCAGCAACAACAGCCGCUACAGUAACAUCUCAAGAAAAUUGCACUGAACCAGAGGAGGGUUCAGUAGGAGGGCAUCAAGUUGGAACAAAACCAGAAGCUAAGUGUGCUUGCGGCCUUCCCAAAAGCUGCCAGGUAACUGAAGAGGUUUGUAAUUGCAAACAAAAUCUCCCUAAAAAUAGCUGUCAUUUGAAUCAAACGUAUCCAAAUAGUAUCUCUAAUAGAAACCUCUUUGAGGCUUUUAACAAAGAUUUGUCGACACAGCCCUAUAGCAUUCAGUCAAGGGAUCAUCGGCAUUCAAUGUCAGAGGCCUCCAAGAUUCAAAAUGCUUGUGAAAGAGACAUUAAAAACCAACAGGUGAGUCACUGCAGUGGUAAUGGCUUCCCUAAUUGUGGUGCAUCAACUUUAGGCACAUGCAGUUGUGAUAGAUCUGGCAGUGUUCAUACAUGCCUCUCUUUUGAGAGCCAGAUUGAUUUUUCCAACAUUGGUGACAAUUCAUCUUCUUCUUCUUCACUGAUGCAAACACAACAUGCUUCUGAUAAGCUCCAUAAAGCUCGAACGAAGGAUAGUCAUUGCUAUUGUAACAAAUCAUUACCUUCCAUUUCUGAUGGUAAUGUAAAUGUUACUGCACCCUGCAAGUGCGUAUGUAAAACUAAAACUAAGUCAGGGAAAAAAUCAGACAAGUCUGCAAAAUGUGAUAAAAACCUUCAACAAACAUCUGAAAUCAAAGAUGGCAAAGAUACUCCAUCAAAAAGUUUAUAUGUUUCUAGUGGUAUUAAUGAGGAUCAAGUAAGUUCAGAAAUUCCUACUAGUGAUCGAUUACUUGAAAAACUUCAGUCUUGCAUAUCAUCACUUACUGGAAAUAAUGCAGGUUGCUCUACUGAAAAGUUUUUCCUUUCUAAAAUAGAAAAAUCUUACAUUGACCGUUAUUGUCAGUUUCUGAAAUCUGUUAGCCAAUUUGAAAUGGCUUUACUCACACAACAGAACAGUAAACCAAGUUCAAGGCGAAGAAAGAAUUAUGUUGUGGUGUAUCGCUGUGGAAUUUGUUGUGACUUUUUUGACCAGGUUUCUGAACUGAAAAAUCAUAUUCAAUCUAUUUGUAAAGCUUCUGUGUCAGAUCUGCAGAAUCUAACUGAAGCAGCUACAAUAUUCUGUGCAAAAGAUUCUGCUCUCAGCAAAAUUAAAUUCUUUAAAUGCCUUAAGUGUUUGCAAUACACAUGCACUCGUAAGGAAAUGGAUGACCAUUUGAGACUGUGUGGCGUACCCCUAGUAAAGAAAACUUCCAAAUCAACUAAUACCUCUUCCUUGGCAGAGAAAAGCCAAAUACAGAAAAAACCCUCAUUGACUUUAGAGGAUCCCAAAACAAAAGCACCUGAAAAAGAAGUGCCUAAAAAGCAGCAAGAAGUGGUUCCUUCUGUUCCUGGAACUGAAACAAUCAAUGUCUCAAAGCCAUCCAUUUGCCCUACUGAGGAGCGUUCAAUGAAGACUCCAGUCAGCAAAGAAGGCUCUUCAAGUGAUGUGACAACAUCUCCAGUUAUAAACGCCACCAUGGAGACAACCACAACGAACACUGUCUUCAAAUGUAAAGAGGAACAACUGGAGGUUGAUCCUGAAAACAAAGAGGAUAAAAAACCCAAAGUUAAACAAACAAGUGAAGAAUAUUUCAAAUGUCAGAUCUGCAGUCGUCUGCUGCUUGGCCCACAUCGACUUAGACUUCACCAGGAAGCUUGUAAGAAAAGGAAUGACAUCAGAAGACGUAUUAAAAAAGCAAAUAUAGUGAAACCUUUAGUCAAUAUAAAAACAGAAGUUGUGACACCUGAUUCACAAGCGACAGAAGGGUCUACAUCUCAUCCACAAAAUAAUCUUACUACAGUGAAUACAACCAAAGUGAACCAGACAACUGUUACAGGUACCAGCAAAGUAGAAGACGCACCUUCUGCUACAGCAAACUUGCCCCAGCCUGAAAAACCUAAACAUUGUCCUGAUUGUGAACGUAUCAUCAAGUUACGUAAAGUCUCCCAACAAUUGAGCUUAUCAGAUGCUCAAAUAAAAAUUGAACCAACUGAAAUCACUGACAAAAAUAACUCCCGUUCAGUUUGCAGUGAAGAAGAAAUUCCUAAUCAACCAAAUAGUUCUGUGCAGAAUUCCUCAAUGGUCCACCAGGAAGUAGAAAGUAAAGCUGUGAAAACAGAUCAACCAGCAACUUGCUCUAAUAGAUCCAACAUGAACAAUGAUGAAUGUAUUAAGAGAACAAUGCUUCAAAUUAAGUCAGAAAUGGAAAAUCAGUUCUUACCAAGGAAACCAGUCAAACCAGAUAAACCUUUGCAAGAUUCUCCCCCUGUUGUUAAUAAAGUCAUUGAAACCAUCGAGACAAAGAGUGUUGUGAGUGAAGAUGAAUUGCUACUUGUUGGUGAUGGCACAAUGACGAUGUCCCCAAGUAGAAAGAUGCGUAUUUUAUCACCAUAUUGCCGAAAAUGUGAUUUCCAUUUUCGCAACCGUUCAAAUUUUGUAAAGCACCUUGCCAUUACUCAUCUCCAACCAUACACUAAGGAAACUGUCUCUGAAUUGAGCAAGCCUAUAGUGAUAUUUACUUGUGUAUAUUGUCAGAUUGCUUUUCGAGUUUGGUUUAAAUAUAUCAAUCACAUUCCCAACCAUGCGACUCACAUUCUUAAAGAGCUGAACUGCCGGUGGGUUAAGGAAACAUGUCAAGAAGAGAAAACUGCAGUUGUUAGUGGCAAGGGAGCCCAAAAAAAGACACAGUUAAAACUUGUAUGGCCACCACCAGAGGAAGAAAUUGGGUCCUUUCUUAAAAGAAAACGAAGAAAACCAUCCAAAAGAAAGUUUAAUCGAAACGCAAGCCUAAGUAAUAUUUCUCAAAGCACUAUAUCAAAUUUCAUGUCAGCCAGCUGUGAUGUUGAUAAUAAAACUAAACAAGAUAUUCUGCAUGUUAUGCACAAUCUUCUGCAAAGUAUUGUUGGCAUGAACGAUCAAGUUCUAGGAAAUAUUGAUAGUGUGUCUUAUGUUAACAAGAAAUCAGUGAUGGAGACAUCUAAAGAGACGGCUGCUCAGUUGUUGCCAGAACCUUGUAAAUCACGAUUGUCACAAAAUAUUACUGCCAAAGAUAUGUAUGAAAUUUCUACAAAUACAGCUUCAAUAGAUGAAACUGUUCAGAAAACAGCUGCAUCUUUCAUUGAAGAUGUAACGUUGUGUAAAACUCCUAUAACAGCUAAUGAUAAAUCUGUUGUAGCUAAAGAAGACCAGGAAUUACCACUAUUGUCAGAUACAAGCCAGAGUAAACCAGAUAAACUGAUGCUUGAUGUAAAUAGUGGCAAUUCUGGUGAUAAUGCAUUGUCUACUUUAAUUGAAGGCAGUGUAAAACCAGCUAGUACAGACCCAUCCACAAACAAUGUAACCAAAGCCUGUUUGUCAACAGUUUCUUCUGAGUCAGGAGAUAGUACAUCAUCUACUUUAGCUGAUAGCAACAAAAACCCAGCUAGUACAGAACCCAUCACAAACAAUGUAGUCAAAUCUUGUUUGCCUGUAAUUACCAGUGAGUCAGGAGACUGUCUCAAAGUAACCAAUACAUCAUCUGCAGAAGCUGUGAAAGCAGGCAGUUUGGAUAACAUAAAAUUGAAAUCUGUUGAGAGAAGUCAAGAACUGCCAGUAAAAGAUGCAUCACAGCCUGCACCAGAGAUGCUUAUUCAUUCUACCACAAAACAAUCAGUGAAGAUGCCAAAUAUAUCCAGUAUUACACCUGAACUUAAGAAAAUAUGCCGGCUGUCUGUGGAUAACAACUCUUUGUCACCAUCUCAGUGUUCAGCACUGGCAGUAACAACCCAGUCAGCAUUAUCAGUUAACAAGACAGCCACUCUGCCACAAGCUUCAGCCAUCAAUCCACCAGAUCCGUCCACUGCAACAUUUGACAAGACCUCUGUGUUGCCAACAUCACAAAAUCUUGAAAUGCAGUUGUCUCCUGCUUCAGACAAACCGACGAGAGAUUUAUUUGCUCUAAACAAUAUACAGGUUCCAAAUUAUUUGUCAUUACCUGCCUUAACAUCAUCACCUCCAACUUCUGCAUUAAAUAUACAAUCGUCUUCCAUUUCAAAACUUCAACCAAGGUUCUGUCCUAGUUCAGAAGCUUCUGUUUUAAUGUCUUCAUCUAAAUCUGAUGUAUCAUCGUCAUCUUUAACUUCUUCUGUUGCUGACACUUCUGAAGUAGCUAACACAUUGCUACCUCAGUCAGUCACUCCAAACCAAACCUAUUCUUCUAAGCAAUCUGUUGUCUCUAAAGCUAUUUCUCCAGUACCAUCUACUCAUUUAACUCCAUCCUCUUCUCACUCUGUUCCUUUUAGUUCUGACACACAAACUUCACUACCCAGUACAUUAGGCUCUAGUACCCUACAAACUACUCCUCACUCUCUACAUAGUCCACAGUUUUGCACUGCUACUUCAAGCAAAAACACUUUCCCUCAUCUAAAUGUAUCACUUUCACCAAUAAAACUCCAAACUCCCAUUUCUUCAGUAGAUCCCAAGAUUUUGGUCCCUUGCUUAUCUACAAAUAUUAUUACUCCAACUCUUAGUUUGCCUCCAUAUACUGAAACAUCAACCAAUAUCUCAUCAUCAGACCCAAAGGUUUCAGUAUCAAGUUUAUCUCCAAAUACUAAACUUGUUUCUUCUACUCCAAUUCCACUUGGUCCAGACUCAUCAAAAAGUACCCCACUACUAGUUUCUAAUUCAUCAUCAGACAUAAUGUCUGAAGUACCUAGUGUCAGGGUUAUUCCAUCUGCCACUAAAAAUCCAGAACUUAGCUCAUCACCUAAUGCUAAGGUUCCAGUAUCCAACUCCUCAACAUUCACUUCCUCUUCUGCUACUGAUACUUCAACUUUUACCUCUUCCUCUACUAUGAUCCCAUCAUCUAUAGUGGCCAGCUCCUCAUCUACUACCAAUGCUCUAAUACCAAGUUCAUUACAUAUUAAUGAUAAUAGGGCAUCUGACAUCCUCCCUGUUAUCAAGACUUCAGUUUCCAGUUCUUUGUCUUCUACUGAAACUGCAGUUGCCAACACUUCUAUUUCUGGUUCCUUGCCUGCCACUGACACUCCAAAAUCCUGUUCAUCAUCUGAAACCUCAUCUUCUAGUUCAUUUGAUAAGCAAAAUUUUAAUGCUCAGAAUAACUCCCUAGGACUCAAAAACACACCUCAGUCUGCUAGUUUAUCUCAUUCUCUCACUCCUGCAAAGAUAUUACCUGUUGUUUCUGAAAACAAUUUGAGGGUUUCUUGUUCAGUUACUCCCAGUAUCUCAACUAAUUGUUCUCCUCUUCUUAAGAACUCAACUAAUAAUUCUGCUGCCAGUUCUCUGUCAGUUAUCAAUAAUCACUUGGCCGAUUCUUCUGGUACAUCAUCCCUUGUUCCCACUGUUUUGGCUAGUCCUGUUUCUGCAUCAACUUCUAACACCAAAGCAUCCAGUGAUAGUUUUGUACAGCCCCCAACUCCUAGUUCUUCUGAUCUCAACAUUUCCACAUCUAUUUCUUCAAGUUCCAAUGUCAACAUUAUGAGUAAGUCACCUCCAACUUCCAAUCCUACUGUGACUGAAAAGACUCCAGUUACCAUCUCUGUUACAACUGAAAGAGAUCCCCAGCCUAUCUCUACUUCUCCUGCUCCUUUGAAGAUAUCUACUCCUACUCCCAGCUCCACUUCUACACUGAACUCCUCUGAUCUACAAACUACAAAAAGAAGUACAUCUGAUACCAAGACAUUAGUUACUGACUUGUCUUCAUCUUCAUGUACACCCAAUAUAUCUGAAUCAUUGCCGUUAACCUCUGGUAUUACUGCUUCUAGUUCAUUGUCAACAUCUAAGACUUCAAUUCCCAGUUCAUCUGAUCCACAACUUUUGUCAGCUGGACUAAAAACUAUUAGUUCAAGUGCUGAUACAAAGCCACUAGCACUUAAUGAUCCUAAUUCUAUGAGAUCAAGUGGUAGUUUCACAACCUCAUCGGACAGCAAAUCUCUUAGCACCAAAACCUCAGCUCCCGACUUGACUGAUAGUCCUAAAAUCUUGGCUUCCAGCUCUAUCAGUAGCCCCAAGACCUUGGUGCCCAUUUCUUCUGAUGGUCCCAAGAUGUUGGCUUCUAGCUCUUCUGAUAACUGUAAGACCUUAGCACCCACCUCCACUGAUACCUCUAUCACAACAGCUUCCAGCUCUACUCUUAAUCCUAGAACUUCAACUGAUAGUCCAAAAACAUCAGCUCUCAGAAUUUCUGAUUCUCCACAUAUAUCAGUCCCCAGCUCUGACAGUUUGAAAGCACUAGAUGGCAGCUUAACAGAUAUUUCUCGGGAUUUAGUUGCUAGCUCCUCAGGUAGCCUCGAAACAUCAGCUUUCAGCUCAGCAACAGAUAAUUCUAAGAUGCUACCUACCAGUUUAACUACUAAUACCACUUCUACUUUACCUAAAGCACUUGAUUCAGUUUCUUCUGUCACCAAACUUUCUAGUACAGUUUCAUCCUCCACUCCCAACUCAGUAAAAUCUACCAUUCUCAAAACAGUGCCACCUAACAGCACAUCUAUUAAAACAAAAUCUCUUGAUACCUCUGGACCUCAGAAACCAAUAACUUCCAGUGACUCAUUCUCCAUCACAACACCAGUCAUAUCAGUUUCUGUGACACCAACACCCAGCUCUACAUAUCCCCCUAAGCCUACAUAUUCUCCUUGCACAUCAUCUACUACUUCUACAGCUAACCCUCAAACUCUGGAUCUCAGCUGUACAUCUGUUCCCUCUAACUCUACAUCUUCCCCCAAGGCACCAGCUUCUCACUCUACAUUUGUCUCCAAAGCUCCAGCACCUAGUUCUACAUCUUCCCCUAAUAUACCAGUCUCCAGCUCUACAUCUGUCCCCAAAACUCAAUCACUCACCUCAACAGCUGUCUCUAAAACACCAGCCCCUAUUUCUACCAUUUCCUCCAAAACUCCAGCACCUAGUUCUACUACUACCCCCAGGACACCUGACUCUGGUUCUGCAACUUCCCUCAACACACCCAUCCCUAAAACUCCAACACUCAGUUCUACACCUAUCUCCAAAACAACAACACUCACUCCUACAACCACCUCCAAUUCAUCAGCUCCUAACUCUGUUUCUUCCUACAAAACUCCAGCACCCAGUGUUAAAGCAACCUCUACAGCACCGACCCCCAACUCUGCAUCUCUCCCAAAAAUUACAGCACCUAGUACUACUGCUUCUCCCAGCUCUAUAUCUCUCUCAAAAAUUUCAGCAACCAUUACUACAGUUACCCCAAACUCUUCACCUGUUCUCAAAACUCCAGUACCCUGUUCUACAGCUACUCCCAAGAUGCCAGUUCCUAGUUCUACAUCUGUUCCUAAAAUCCAAACAAGCACCUCUACAGUUGCCUCCAAGACACCAGCCCCCACCACAUCUUCCUCUAAUGCAGCAGCACCCACUGUGACAACUGUCCCUAAAACAUCAACAACUACAAAAAUAUCUACAGUCAAAACUCAAGUGUCUUUCUCCAAGACACCAGCCUCCACUACUGUAGACUCCCCAAAGACACCAGCCUCCACCACUACAGAUGCCACAAAGACACCAGCCUCCACCACAACAGAAGCCCAAAAGACUCCAGCCCCCACCACAACAAAUGUCUCAAAAACACAAGCCUCCACCAUAACAGAUGUCCCAAAAACACCAGUCUCCACCACUAUAGAUGCUGCAAAGACCCCAGCCUCCAUCACAACAAAUGUCCUAAAGACACCAGCCUCUACUACAGAUGUCCCAAAGACACCAGCCUCCACCACCAUAGAUGUCCAAAAAACACCAGCUUCCACUACUACAAAUGCCUCAAAGACACCAGUCUCUACCACAACAGACAUCCCAAGAAUGCUAACACCCACAACUUCAUCUGCUCUCAAAACAACAGUGCUCACCUCUACAUCUUCCUCCAAGUCUUUAACUCUUAACUCUACAUCUAACGCUUCAGAAACUACCACUACAACUCUUCCUAUAAUUCCAUUGCCCAGUUCAAGCUCUCAACACAGUACUCCAACAUCAGUUUCUAUUUGUAUUCAAAAGAAUUUGGCAUCUAGCUCUACAUCUUCCCCACAGGUCCCUUCACAUAGCACUAAUUCUACCCACAAGACUUCACCAGCCAGUAUUGUUUCUACAACAAAGACCUUGGCUGCCAAUACUGCAUCUUCACUCAAGACCAAACCAACAGCGCCCACUUCUACAACUACCCCCAAGACACCCCCUUCUACAACUAUUCCCAAAACAUCAACACCCCUUUCUCCUGCUACAUCCAAGACAUCAGGAUCUAUCUCUACUACUACCCCCAAGACACCAGCACCCACUUCUACAUCUACCCCCAAAACAUUAGCAUUUACCUCUACAACUACCCCCAAAACACCAGCAACCACUUCUACAUCUACCCCCAUGCCAUCAGCAUCCAUUUCCACAGCUGCGCCUAAGACACCAGCACCCACUUCUACAACUAAUCCUAAGACACCAGCAACUACUUCUACUAUUACCCACAAAACACCAGUAAUCACUUCUACAUCUUCCCCUAACACAUCAGCAUCCAUUUCUACAGCUGCACCCAAGACAGCAGUCCCAAGCAUUACAGCUGUCUCUAAGACACCGGCAAUCAGCUCUACAAUUGCUUCUAAGAUACCAGCACCUAGCCCUGCAUCUGCCUCUAAAACACCAGUGCUCACCUCUACAAUUAUUCCUAAGUCACAAGUCCCUGCCUCUGAAUCACCAGCACCCAACUCAACCUCUUCCCCCAAUACACCAGCACCCACCUCUACUUCUGCUCCAAAGACACCAGCACCCACCUCUACAACUACUCCCAAAACACAGGCCUUCAGUUCUGUAUCUUCCCCUAAGAGCCUGGCUCCCAGCUCUACCUCUGUCCCCAAGACUCAAGCACCAACUUCUACAACUGCCCCCAAGACACAAACACCAAGCUCUUCUUCAACCUUACAAACAUCAUCACCCAACUCAUCUUCAUCUCCUACAACACCAACACCCAUUUCUACAAUACCAGCACCCACUUCUACAACUACCCACAAUGCAUCAUCACCAACUUCUACAUGUACCCCCCACCUUCCAUCACCAAACUCACCACCUACCCCUAGCUCUUCAACUCUCAAAACCUCAAUACCCAGCUCUUCUUCAGCCCCCAAGACACCAGCAUUCAGUUCUACAGAUACCCCCAAAAUACUAGCAUCCAACUCUACAGCUAAAUCCAUAUCACCAACCACUACAGCUGUUUCUAGGGCCCCAGCUCUCAGCUCAACAUCUGCUCCCAAGACACCAGAACCCACCUCUUCAGCUAUCACCAAGGCACCAUCCCCCAGUUCCACCUCUACCAAGACACCAGCCCCCAGUUCCACCUCUACCAAGACACCAGCCCCCAGUUCCACCUCUUCCAAGGCACCAGCCCCUAGUUGCACCUCUUCCAAGGCACCAGCUCCCAGUUCCACCUCUACCAAAGCACCAGCCCCCAGUUCCACCUCUACCAAGGCACCAUACCCCAGUUCCACCUCUACCAAGACGCCAACCCCCAGUUCCACAUCUAGCAGGGCACCCACCCCCAGUUCCACAUCAAGCAAAACACCUACCCCCAGUUCCACAUCUAACAAAACACCCACUCCCAGUUCCACAUCUGCCAAGACACCAGUCCCCAGUUCUACAUCUACCAAGAUGCCAGCCCCUAGUUCCACAUCUACCAUCAAGACACCAGCACUCAGAUCUACAGCUACUCCCAAGACACCAACUCCCAGUUCUACAGCAACUUCCAAGGCACCAACUCCCAGUUCUACAACUACUCCCAAGGCACCAGCCCCCAGUUCUGCCACUUCUCUCAAGACACCAGCCCCUAGUUCUACCACUACUCCCAAGGCACCCACCCCUAGUUCUACAACUACUCCCAAGGCACCAGCCCCCAGUUCUACAACUGCUCCCAAGGCACCAACCCCCAGUUCUUCAACUACUCCCAAGGCACCAACUCCCAGUUCUACAACUGCUCCCAAGGCACCUGCCCCCAGUUCUACAACUGCUCCCAAGGCACCUGCCCCCAGUUCUACAACUACUCCCAAGGCACCAGCCCCCAGUUCUACAACUGCUCCCAAAGCACCAGCACCCAGUUCUACAGCUACUCCCAAGGCACCAGCCCCCAGUUCUACAUCUAGCACCAAAACACCAGCCCCCAAUUCUGCAACUACCAAGACAUCAGCCCCCAGUUCCACAUCUAACAUGAAAAUAUCAGCCCCAAAUUCUACAUCUACUCCCAAGGCACCAACACCCAGUUCUAUUACAACUACUACUACCACUAUUUCUACCAAAACACCAACUCCCAGUUCAACAUCUUCCCCCAAAACACCAACACCCAGUUCUGCAACCACUCCCAAAGUUCCAGCACGUAGUUCUACUACUACUACUUCUAGCAAAACACCAACCCCCAGUUCUACAUCUAGUACAAAAACAUCAGUAAGUAUUACAACAACCCCCAAGACACCACCACCCACUUCUACAGCAACAUCCAAGAUAGCUACAGUCACCUCUACAACAACUUCUAAAGCUUUAUCACUUAGUUGUACCUCUUCUCCUGCAGUACCCAGUUCUACUUCAACCUCCAACACACUUAUAUCCAAAUCUGCCCUCAAAUCUACUGUGGUCCUUUCCAAUACUACAUCCAAAUCUCUGGCACCCAGCUCUGCUUCUCCUUCCUCUACCACUAUUACUGUUGCAUCCAAGACAACAGUGCCUACUUCUACCACUGCAUCUAAGCCAACAGUUUCUACUUCUACCACAACUCCUAAGACUACAGUUCCCACUUCUACCACUACUUCUAAGAUCACAACUCCUAUUUCUACCACCACUACUACUAAAACUACAACUCCUACCACUACUUCUAAGACUACAGCUUCUACCUCUAUCACUACUUCUACCAUUGCUUCUCCUUCCUCUACUAUUGCAUCGAAAACAACAGUGCCUACUUCUAACACUAUUACUAAGACUAUAGCUCCUACCUCUACCACUACUUCUAAGGCUAUAGCUCCUAUUUCUACUAUUGCUUCCAAGACUACAGCUACUACCACCACUGCUAAGACAACACCUCCUACUUCUACCAUCACUGCCAAGACAACAGCUCUUACUUCUACCACUGCUUCUAAGACAACACCUACUACUUCUAUCGCUGCUUCUAAGACAACAGCUCCUACUUCUACCACUACUUCUAAGACAACACCUCCUACUUCUACCACUGCUUCUAAGACAACACCUCCUACUUCUACCACUGCUUCUAAGACAACACCUCCUACUUCUACCACUGCUUCUAAGACAACACCCCCGACUUCUACCUCUGCUUCUAAGACAACACCCCCUACUUCUAGCACUGCUUCUAAGACAACAACUCGUACUUCUACCAUUGUUUCUAAGACACCAGCCCCUACUUCUACCACUGCUUCUAAGACAACUUCUAAGACAACAGCUCCUACUUCUACCGCUGCUUCUAAGACAACACCUACUUCUACCACUGCUUCUAAGACAACACCUACUUCUACCACUACUUCUAAGACAACAGCCCCUAUUUCUAACACUGCAUCUAGAACAACACCCCCUACUUCUACUUCUACCACUGCUUCUAAGACAACAGCUCCUACUUCUAACACUGCAUCUAAAACAACACCCCCUACUUCUACUUCUAAGACUACAGCUUCUUCCUCUAGCACUGCAGCCAAGACUACCACUGCUCCUAAUUGUAGUACUGUACCAAAGACCUCAACAUCCAGUUCUACCAUUAUCACUAAGACUUCAACACCUUCCUCUAUCUCUAAUCUUAAAUCUCCAAUGCCUAAAGUUGUUUUAACUGGUUCCAAAUCAGCAAUGCCUAGCAUCAUUUCUGAUCCCAAAACAGCAGUUUCCAGUUCUAAAUUUGAUGUGAAAAGUUCAAUGUUGAGCUCUACAUCUGGCAGUGAAGCAGCAACACUGAGCAGCAUAAGCAGUGACAAGACACUUGAGCCUAGUGUGACAUCUGGUAUCAAAAGAAAAGCUCCCAGCUCCAUUUCUAAUGUCAAGAGACCAGCACUUAGCUCUUCUAGUGUUGAAAAGAAACCUGCGUCUAGCUCUACUUCUAAGAUAGCUUCCAAUUUUAUCAAAGAUUCUGAGACAUCUCUCAAAUCAGCUCCUGAGGUUACCCUAAUUUCUGGUUCAAAAUCUUCACCAGUUACCCCUACCUCUAGUCUGAAUACUCUAGCUACCAAUUCUACUAAUGGCAUUAAAAUUCUACCUCGUAGUUCUGCUACUGGUGCUCCAGCUUCUAGUUCUGCUAUUGAUGCCCCAGCUUCCAGUUCUGCUACAGCUAGUGACACCCCAGUUUCUAGUUCUGCUACUGGUUUUGACACUCCUUCUCUUAGUUCUACAGUCAGUGUUGAUACUACAGAUGCAAAUUCUACUUUGAGAAAUAGCUUCCCACCUGGUGAAAAAAGUUCUCGUGUCUCUUCUCUGAACAAAAGUUCAUCUUCAUGUAAUUCUGGGCCAAGUUCCUCUUCAAUUCCCCCAUCGGUUUCUGUUAGCAUUUUUGAUACCAAAAUGCCUCACUCUUCUGAUUCAUUAACUCCCAUAACAAGCUCCUCCUCUAGUAUCAACACCACACUUUCAUCAGUAGAUAUAAUAUCAUCACCAAACUCUGUCUCUACAGAACUUGCAUCAUCCACCAGUUCAAAAAUGUCUGCUGUUGUUGUCUCCUGUCAGAAUACUUCAUCCUCCUCUUCAAAUGUAAAUUCUGAAAUCUCUGACCCUAAAUCUCCCUCUUCUACAUUCUCUUCUAACUCCAUAUCCCCAACUCCUAUUUCAUCGUCUGUUCAGUCAUCUUCAGAAUUAGCUUCCUCAUCAAAUCAAGUUGUAAUUGAGUCUGAUUCACCUUCUCAAUCUAAAUCAGGUAAUCACUCCUCCAAAUGCACAUCUAGCUUACCUUCCAUUAAGUCCCCAAGUAGGAUGUCUCCUGUAGAAAGUAAGUCAUUAACUUCAUCUGCUCCUUCCUCUAGUGUUUCAACAUCAUCAGAUUCUGUUACUUCAUCUCAUUGUGCCAAAGAUUUAGUUCUUUCGUCUGAAGUUAAAUCAGCCCCAUCACCAAAUAACCUAACUUUAAUGUCAUCAACUUCUGUCACUACCAACGAACCAACCCCAUCCUCUGUUCUUUCCAAAGAGUUUGUUCCAUCUUCAUCUGUUUCAUCCGAGACAGCCCCAUCUUCAUCUGCUUAUUCUAAGAAGCCAAAAGCCACUCCAGUAGCAAGCUCUAAGACAUCAGUUUCAUCUUCUACUAAAAGAAUACUACCAUCAUCUUCUAAUAAUAUAACACAAACUCCCAGUUGUAGUCCUGUUGAGUCUUCAGACUCACUCCACUCUGCUAGUAAACCAUCAAGGUCUUUGUCAUCAUCAUUUGACGCCAAAUCCCCUGUGCUUUCUUCUUUGUCUAGUGUCAAGUUGCCUGAGCCUUCAUCAUCAUCAUCAUCAUCAUCUGGUGCUAAACCACCAGGUCCAUCAUCAUCAUCAUCAUCUGACACUGAUUUGCUAGGACUCUCAUCAUCAUCUGACAGCAAGCUUCCAACACUGUCAUCAUCUAAUGACAUUGUACCAACAACAGUAUCCCAAUCAAUUGAAUGUAAACUUGAUUCACCAUCAGUGACACCGAUAUCUUCUACUUUCCCUCCAUCUCCAAUGCCUUGUUCAUCUACAAAUCACAGAUCUCCUCCACACAGUCAAAAAUUGCCAUCUCCUUCAUCAUCAACUGACUUUUCAGAUUCUAAUGUAAUUACCCCAUCAUCUAAUAAAUCUGAUUUGCCAAUUGUGGCAUCAUCAGCUUCUUCUGAAUCAGUGCCCCUAUCAGCAUCAAUUGAUGAAGACUUGAUGAUGUCUUCAGAACUGUCAUCUAAUUUAGUUGAAUCAACUAGUAAUCAGAACACUUCUUCACAUCCUUUUGAACCCAUUCACACUACAUCUUCCUCUUCUUUAACAGAAGAUGCCCAUUUACAUUCUUCAUCUACUGCAUCAUGUUCUUCUCUAGAACUUCCUGAGCAGUCAUCAGCAACUCCUAUUUCAUCAUCUGUGCAAGACCCUAUCAAGGUGCCUGUGUCAGCCUCCUCCUCUUCCUCAUCAUCAUCGCCAUCAUGUAUGGAACCAUUAUCUUCGGAAGUAUCCAACUCUCAGUCAUCAGCCCCAGUUUCCUGUAUCAAAGAGUCACAAAAAUUAAUUAACAGUGCUGCUGACUCUCUGUCUCCUACUUUAAACACUGCUUCUCCUUCCAACAUGGUACAACAGACAUCUGUUGCUUCAACUCCUUGCCUGUCUAGCAAAUUGCCUUUUAAGUUAAUAUCUUCUUCAUCAGCUGAAUCAUCAUCAUCAUCAUCAUCAUCAUCAUCAUCAGAAACAUCAGAUUUAGUCAUUUCUGUAAACAGUAGUUCUAACAUUCCAGUUUCACACAAAGUUUGCAACUCUCCUAAUGUGGAUACAGGCCUUAAACCCUCCCUUUGUGAAGAUGAACAAAAUGCUUUGGAAAGUUUAGUGAACAGUAAAACUGAAAGUGAUUUGACUAAGGAAAUGACAGAAAAUUUAGAACCUGAAAACACCAGUACUAGUCAGAAAUCAGAAGAGGAUGCACAACCACCUGGUACAUCUGUUGAUAUUGAUCCAAAUAAAUAUUUGGAACAAAUAUCAGAAAAUUCUGUUGAGGAGAAACCUAGUGAAAAUAAUACUGAAAUCAAAACAACUUCUGUGAGUUCUGAUACUCUUGGAGCUGAACAAUUGAUUUCCAAGACCAAAAGUGAUGUGAAUGAAGGCCAACCAGUUAGUUGCAGUGAUGUUGCUAGCCAGCCAUCAGAUUUUAAAUGUGAGUUGGCUAAUUCUUCUGACACUGAAGUUAGCAGGUUAUUAUGUGAUGGUAAAAAACCUGUUGGUGAUGUGACAGGUGCUCCUCAGAAGUCUUGUGACAUUAAAUGCGACUUGUCUGUAACAGAUGACAUUAAAACUAAUGAGAAUUUCAAUUCACAGACUCUGAUUGCAGACACUGAUCAAUCAGUAAUGGAAUCUGAUAUAAAAGAGGAUAAAAAUUUGGAAAGUGGAGAGAAAGAACGUGCCUCAUCAGAGUCUCAAACUGAAAUAAAAACUGAAAAAUCUACUUCUAUUAAGACUUACAGUUCAUCUAAGGUUGAUAUUAAGACAGAUUCAAAAGUGAAGUGCGAGGUAGAGGAGAAAAGUGAGGUUGGAAUUUCCUACAAUAGUCAGUCCAAAUCAACUAUUAAGGAUGACAGUUCUGACAUUUGCAAGAAUGAGAAACAAGAGCAAGUAACCUGUGAGGAAGAUGACUUGCAAAGUUUUAAUAAAAGCAGUAAAUGUGAAGAGCUAGCAUUACAACUGCAGGAAAAUAGUUGCCAUUCAGAAGAAUCGACAGACUCUGGCAGUCGAAGGCUACGUGGAAGACCCCGAAAGACCAGUGCAGAGACUGUCUCUGCUGAGCAAAUGAAAACCCAACUAUUGAACCCUGGAAAUAUUAUAAACUUACGCCUUCGCCGAGACCGUCCAUCCUUAAAGAAUGGGAAAUGUAAAUACUGUUGCUGCAAAAAACGCUGUCAGGCCAGCUGUGUUCAGAACAAGUGUAUGGGUUGUAUUUUAGAUGGCAAUUCAAUAUGUCGUUGUAGUUUAAAAGAAAGCUUGAUGAAAAAUAUUCAAAGUAUAGCUUUGUCUGUUAAUACAAUGUGCAUGAAUUGUCAUGGAAAGAACAAAAGAUCUGUUCGGGCUUGCAAGCGGAAACGCUCACCAAGUCCACAACCAAACAAACGACGUGGUGUUCUGCAAAGUCAAGUAAAACCCUCCACUACAACAAAUCAAAAAUCAUCCAAAAAUUCCUCAAAAGUAUCUAGAACAAACUUUAAAACCAAACUGACUACAACUCCUCACAAAACAAUUGCCAAAUCACCCCACAAAAAAUCCCUAACAAAAACCCCUUCUAAAAAAGUAAUUGAAGUUGAAUUGAAAAAAAUCUCUCGAGAACCUUCUAAGCAAAAAGAACCCAGAUGUAAAUUAAAGAAAAAGCUCAGUGUCAAUCUUUUGAAAGAAAACCCUGUUGUCUCUCUGAAGCAAAUGAGCUCAUUAGAGUCUCUGUCAGCUAGCCAGACAAGUAAAAAGGAGGAUAGCACAAAGCAUGUAUCAACAAGGCGUUCACUGAGGAGUAGAAAGUCUCUUGAUGAAAGUACACCAGUAUUGCAACAGAUGCGCCGAUCAAAGUCGGAACAAAAGCUUGAUUCGAAUAAUGACAGUGCAUCAAAAUACCAAAUUGAUUUGGCUCUUACAGACAAUAUGAAUGAUACAAAGAUCAGUUCUAAACUUUCACAAGACCAUCUCAGGACAAAUAGCAAAAGCAAUGCAGCUCAGCCAUGCUGCAGUACAGCAGAUGAUUGUUGUAGUACAUGUGCUGACAACUUUAAUAAAAAAUUUGUAGAUAAUCGUGCUCUAAAAGAACUGCGGCAGCGUGUUAAACUUGGACCUUUUAAAUGGGACUUGGAAGAAUCAGAUACUGGUGGACGAGCUCACACGAAUGACGAAUCUAAUAAAUCUAAUAAUGCAAAUACUGUGUCAACUUGCAACACCAGUGUAUCUAAUACAAGCAGUAGUAGUAGCUCUUCUAAGGUAUCAGAAAAUACCUUACAAGUAUCCCAGUUAACUCCCUCCUCUUCUGCAUCAUCAUCAAGUAGUAUGGAUGAUGAACUUGUGAAAACAUCCAUGACCCCACCAAUCAGGACUUACUCUAGAACCCAGUCCCCAACUUCUCGGAUCCGUGUUGGCCGAACAUACAGUAAAGCAUCUGACUAUCAGGCCCUCCCCCCUGGGGUAAUACCCAUUGUAGACUGUCUGCGAGCAUCAUCACGCAGUUCAGCCAGUCACCUGUGUGACAUGCCCCGUGUACAUGUAGUACGAGUAGAUAAAAAGGGCAACAUGUUUGAAACUCGAGAACCUUACCCUCUGCCCAGAACACCUGUGGACACUGACAUAAGUCGUAGUGUACUUGAUGAGGAAAAAGUUUCUGGCCAAAGGUGGAAACUGCAAAGAACUAAAAUGAAAACAGAUGGCUAUCCAUUUAGUUUUAAGAAAACACGAAUUCAAUAACUACAGUGCAUUGAUUAGGAUAUUCUUUAAUUAACUACUUAUUGUGAUUUUACUAUUUGUUUUUGUUUUUCUUUAUAUUCCCUUUUUUUUUUCUGUUACCCCUUUCAUUUUACUUCAAUUAAAUAUUUAUAUGGAAGAAUUCACUUGCUGAAACGUUUUUAAAAAAAAAUAAAUAAGUUUUGAAAUCUUGUUAAAUUACUAAAUUGCUUUUGAUAGUUUAAUUUGAUGAGAGAAACUAUCUGGGGAUAAUAGUCAGGCCAUCUUUAAUUUAUUGUCAGUAAAGUUUGACUACCUUCUUUACUUGAAAUACACUAAUGAUUGCCAACCACUCAGCUUUCUUCUUACUAUUAUUAUUAUUAUCAUUAUUAUUAUUAUUAUAUUUUUAAAGAUGUAUUUAUCCCCCAUUGCCUUUCAAUAAAUUAUUCUGAUUUUUGAGUGGGGAGUUUUUUGUUAGUCUAGAACAAGCAUUUUAGUUGACAAGCAAUAGACAAAAUAUCACCUCACCCUUGUGUAAAUAAAUGGAAAAAAAAAUUGUAAACACUUGUCUGUUGACAGAAGUAUCAGCUGCAAGUAAUUUUGUCUGAAAAGGCAGAUAAAGAUAUGUCUUUGUA
Messenger RNA from Octopus sinensis (East Asian common octopus), 18730 nucleotides. RefSeq lists its product as uncharacterized. Bases 219 to 18119 code for a protein of 5966 amino acids. The record is from RefSeq and is a predicted model, not a curated record. NCBI's taxonomy places the organism in Eukaryota, Metazoa, Mollusca, Cephalopoda, Octopoda, Octopodidae. The transcript has 4 exons.